GGCCAUGAAUAAUACAACUCCCUUCUUUUUCUUUCCCGGCGUCCAUUGCGGCGGAGGCGGCUGUCUGCCGCUCGCCAUAUUGUGUGGCUUCCAAGGGGGGGAAGGGGGGCUGAGGCAGCCGCUGUCGACUCGCCUCAGCCCUGGCUGCGGGAAGAGGGGAAGGCGGCGGCGGCGGCGGGCAAGAGAGCCGAGCCGGGGGACGGGAGCGGGCGAGUCACCGAGAGGGAGCGAGCAACGGGACCGCUAUGUCUCAGGCUGUGCAGACAAAUGGAACACAGCCGCUAAGCAAAACGUGGGAGCUCAGCUUGUACGAACUUCAGAGAACACCUCAGGAAGCAAUAACAGAUGGCUUGGAAAUAGUGGUGUCACCCCGAAGCCUCCACAGCGAGCUGAUGUGUCCCAUUUGUUUGGAUAUGCUGAAAAACACCAUGACUACGAAGGAAUGUCUCCAUCGUUUUUGUGCUGACUGUAUCAUCACAGCCCUCAGGAGUGGACUACAGAGAGGCAAGAAGCAACAGAUAGAGAACGGUAGUGGUGCAGAGGACAAUGGUGACAGUUCACACUGUAGCAACGCUUCAACUCACAGCAAUCAGGAGGCAGGGCCAAGUAACAAAAGGACCAAAACAUCGGAUGAUUCUGGGCUAGAACUGGACAAUAACAAUACGACAGUUGCUAUAGACCCAGUACUGGAUGGUGCAAGUGAAAUAGAACUAGUUUUCAGACCGCAUCCUACCCUCAUGGAAAACGAUGACAGUGCGCAGACAAGAUAUAUAAAGACCUCUGGCAAUGCCACAGUUGAUCACUUAUCUAAGUACCUAGCUGUGAGACUGGCCUUGGAAGAACUCCGGAGUAAAGGAGAGUCUAAUCAGAUGAAUCUUGAAACGGCGAGUGAGAAGCAGUACACAAUUUACAUUGCGACAGCUAACGGCCAGUUCACUGUGUUAAAUGGCUCUUUUUCCUUGGAGCUGGUCAGCGAAAAGUACUGGAAAGUGAAUAAGCCCAUGGAACUCUACUACGCGCCAACAAAGGAACACAAAUAAGCUUGACAAAGGCUUUGAGUUGGAACUGUAUUUGCUUUUAUAGCUCUGGCUUACUUUAAGUGAAACACCAUCCUUUGCAUCAUGGACAACUGCUGAGAGAGACAUGGAUUCCUUGGUGAAUAUUCUUUACAAUUUGACAGUAUUUGCGUGAUAUUUAUGUCUUUUGCUCCCCCAGAGGACUGAACAGUCUGUACAUUCCACUAUUGCUAUCAAAUAUGCUUUGUAAUUUGGUGAUUUUUGUUUCAUAUGUAUAAUACUAGAAGCAGCAAAUGUAUCUUUGGGGUAUCAUGCUGGUUGGCUUCAGAGUGGCAGAUUUCAGCCAGCACUUCGGUAAGUAUUGGCAAGAGGCACUAUGGAGGGUUACAUCAUAUGGCUAGAAUCAGUUUGCUAGUAACUGAGUACAUGUGAUGCUGAAAAAAGAAAAACAGCUCCCACACAUUGCCAAGGAGAGUCCUUUUUCCCAUUUGUGAAUAAAUGAGUGGUUCUUGUCUAAUGCUGGCUGCAUUUCCAAAUGGGGGGCCAGCAUUUGGAAUGUGCGUGUACUCCCUACCUGGGUGCAAAUUCCCCUCCUACCACCAGUCUGAACCCUAAGGUUACAUUUAACUGUGGCUAAAUUCUGGGUUGAUGUACUGCUUAACGGUAAUGAAAGAGUGACAGGUAUGCUUGUCCUAUGUGAGAGCGCAAGGUUCAUGUUCCUGAGGCUGGCUUUCAACUUAAUAGGGAGCUAGUGUUACAGCUACACUUGUCCUCUUAAGGGUUCAGGAAAACAAUCCUUGCUGCCAGCUUGGGAAGCUUCAGGAUCCAGCAGCUAACUAAAUGAAAGCAAAACAAGCAAAGUGAAAAGCACAACGCUCAUGAUAUUCUUUGUGCAGGAAAUAAUAUUUUUGAUGUUUUCCCAAUCUUAGCCAUAUUGACAAACACCUGGCACUUAUAGAAAAGUAUUGCUGACAAAGCGCAUAGGGCGGCUUUUAGUCUGCAACGGGUUCAAAAGUCUGAACUGAGCAUUUGGUUGCUGCAUUGAGGUUUAGACAUAGCAGUGACUGUCGGCUUUGUUGAAUCAGUAGUAUGUCUUAGCCACAGCUAUUGUCUGUAUAUACCGAGUCUCCGUUCUGUAAGGCUGAUGAAACUUUUUUUUAGUGCAGUACCUGGGUCUCUGCCUCUUGAAAUUAGGAAGAGAAAACUGGCUCUACAUUGUUUAGGGGGAGACACAUGAUUAUCAGGUUUUUUUGUCCGGCAGAAGGAGAACUCAGUUGUUACAGUACUUCUUAUUUUUAAAACCUCUUCAAUAUUGAGUAUUCCUAAAUUAUGCUAGCAGUUUGUGCCAUGAAAAUUACAAUUACUAGAAAUCGGGGGUGGGGAGGGAGGGUGUACCAUGUCUAUUUGAUUUUUGUUGAGUACUUUUGGUGUAAUGUACAACUUAUAUAGCUUGCUAGUGCAUGUCCACUAAAUAUAAUCUGGUUUCUUUUUGUGAGAAAAAUGCUUUUGUAUGGGCAAACAUCAGCUGCAGCAGAACCAUAAAUUUGCAUUGUGAUUUUUAUCUAAGGUUUAGCCCUAUAAGCAGGAUAGUGUCUGUAAAAUUUUGAAAGUUUAUUUACCUAAGGUGUGUAUUG
Gekko japonicus is the source of this 2650-nucleotide messenger RNA. It is a transcript of the gene RNF2, whose product is annotated as ring finger protein 2. Lineage: Eukaryota; Metazoa; Chordata; Lepidosauria; Squamata; Gekkonidae. The record is from RefSeq and is a predicted model, not a curated record. Gene Ontology annotation, cellular component: PcG protein complex; ubiquitin ligase complex. Gene Ontology annotation, molecular function: chromatin binding; ubiquitin protein ligase activity. The coding region runs from base 246 to 1040 and encodes 264 amino acids. The transcript has 6 exons.